AUGGCCAACUCCAUCCUCGCCCUCCUCCCCCUCGCCAUCUCCCUAGCCUCAGCAUCCGCGGCCCUCCCCCGAGCCGCCCCGUGCUGGACCGGCGGGAUCCACUCGGCCUGCAAUGGAGCGGCGACGGGGUGUACUCCCGACGGCAUCCUGGUGAAAUGCCAAGAAUCGACGGGCGCGAUGAUCUGGGCUUCCAUGUGCGAGGAGCCUGGACAGGACCAGCGGACUUGCUCGUACGACGCCGAUUGUAACGCGAGCUGUGCUGCGUGA
Hypoxylon fragiforme is the source of this 267-nucleotide messenger RNA. RefSeq lists its product as uncharacterized. The transcript is spliced from 2 exons. The record is from RefSeq and is a predicted model, not a curated record. Bases 1 to 267 code for a protein of 88 amino acids. NCBI's taxonomy places the organism in Eukaryota, Fungi, Ascomycota, Sordariomycetes, Xylariales, Hypoxylaceae.